This is a messenger RNA of Rhopalosiphum maidis (corn leaf aphid), 5379 nucleotides long. RefSeq names its product hemicentin-2 (gene ed). Gene Ontology annotation, cellular component: cell-cell junction. The record is from RefSeq and is a predicted model, not a curated record. The transcript is spliced from 12 exons. Gene Ontology annotation, biological process: cell-cell adhesion. Bases 374 to 4153 code for a protein of 1259 amino acids. Gene Ontology annotation, molecular function: cell adhesion molecule binding. Lineage: Eukaryota; Metazoa; Arthropoda; Insecta; Hemiptera; Aphididae.
UUCUACGUGUGUUGUUUGUUGUGUGUUAUUGUGCGUGCGCUCCGCUCCGUAUCAACUCGUCCGCGAGCAUAAUAUUUUAUCAAAAUAUUUUUACAAAAACCAUACGAUCGUGUAACGAAUCGGCUGAAAAUUUCGGUUCUCUCGUAAAACGUUUCGCGACGUGCCGCCGACUAAUUUACGUUGAUAAUUUAAUAACAAAUACCUACUCGAAUUCGUUUUAGUGGCGGUUUUUUUUUUUUGUAAGACUUCUUGCCGGAUGUGUGCGACCGUUGAUACGCGACUAAUCGGUUUUUUCCAUUUCGCCACGAUGAUGUGGUGGUGUUGAUCACAUCUCGUUCGGACUACGAUUAACUAAAGCAGCAGAGCCGCAGCCAUGAGGAUUCUCCUGUGCGUUUUCGUCGUCUACUUAUCAGGGUGGUCGUGCCUGGGACAAGAAGGACUGACCGACACCAGAGAAGGCGAAGAUAUAUCACUAAAAUGUCGAUUUAACGGACAAUUGCCGUCAACCGUUGCAGAUACCCAAUAUUAUUGGCUUAGGACUAACAAGCACAACCAAGACAAUGUAGCUAUUAAAUCGACUCCGUUGGAAGGCAACUAUAAACUCGACUUCCGUCCAGAACUAGGAAUUUACGAUUUGCUAAUUUCCAACUCGACGUAUGAGAGGGAUAACGGCAAGUUCGAAUGCCGAUUGAAGGAAGCUGGUACUGGCCGAGAAAUCCAUUCACAGAGUUUCCAAAUCACCGUAUUAACACCACCUAGUCCACCACGUAUCUCACCCGGAACUAAUCCUGUGGCUACUGAAGGACGUGCGUUAGAGUUGUCUUGCACAAGUUCUGGUGGCAGUCCUGAACCUAUUGUCAGAUGGUAUCGUGAAGGUGUUCGUGAUCCCAUAGAAUCUGUGACACGAAGUGGUACUAGCGCCAAGGAAUCCAUUACAUCAGCUGUAUUGCAAGUGACACCAAGUCGUGAAGAUGAUGGUGCGGUGUAUCGGUGCGUGGUGUGGAACAGGGCUAUGGUCGAAGGCACAAAGUUCGAAACUAGGACCACACUGAGUGUAAACUACUACCCUCGCGUCCAGAUCGGACCGGAGAACCCGCUGCGAGUGGAACGCGACGAAUCCAUCACACUGCAGUGUAACGUGGACGCCAAGCCGCGCGUCAACAACGUACGGUGGAUGCGUGACGACCGUUUCAUAGCCACGUCUUUCACGCACGUCAUCCAAAAAGUGACGACCCAGGACGCGGGCACGUACACGUGCAUGGCCGACAACGGGCUGGGACAGACUCGCGAGGCCGAGCUGGUGUUGGACGUUCAGUACCCACCCAUGGUAACGGUGGACGUGGGCCCGGGAGCGGCCAGGCAACGCGAGGCCGAAGAGGGCGACGGCAUCACCAUCCAAUGCAACGUUUCCGCCAACCCGGCGCCGAUAUCCAUCGAGUGGAUCCGGGACGGGCGUCCCGACUUCCGGCAAUCCGGUGACGUGCUCCGCAUACCCAAAGUGACGGCUGACUCCGGUGGCGUGUACACGUGUCGCGCCAUCAACAUACUGUACACGUCGUCGUUGUCCCGGCAGCGCAUCAACCGCAUCGGUAACGCGUCCCUCACGCUCCUCGUCCGACACCGUCCCGGCGUGGCCCGCAUCACUCCCGACCGGCCCGUGGCCACCGAGGGCACCGGCGUGACGCUCACGUGUUCGGCGUCCCCGCCCGGCUGGCCCACUCCACAGUACAAGUGGUGGCGCGAGUUCGAUUCCGCCGACCCGUCCACCAGCGCCACGAUACUGUCCACCGGCCCGAAAUACACCAUUCCGUCAGUGCACCUGGGCAGCGAGGGCCGGUACAGGUGUCAGGCGAUUAACGAGAUGGGCUCGGGCGACGCGUCUUCGGUGUUGCUCACAGUCCACCACGCCCCGAAAUUCGUCACUAAGCUGCAGCCGCACGUCACCAGGCGCGCGUCGGACAUCGGCUUCUCGGCCAUUUGCGCUGCGCAGGGAAAACCCAAGCCCGCGGUCACUUGGUACAAGGACGGCAAAGAAGUGCUGCCCGAUUGGUUCGACGUGAGCACCGACGAGACGGACAGCAGCAACGGAGUGACCACUGUGCACAGUACGCUCAAGUUCCACGGCAAGGAGAGACCUCGAGGCAACCAGCUGGUGCCGUCGGACCGCGGGGUGUAUUCCUGCGCGUUCGAAAACGACGUUAAGAAAGUCGAGUCCAGCAUGCUCCUCAGGAUCGAACAUGAACCUAUCGUACUCCACCAAUUCAACAAAGUAGCCAGUGAUUUGUACGAGACUGCCGAAGUUAUUUGUCGGGUGCAAUCGUAUCCUCGACCGGAAUUCCAGUGGAGUUACAAUAACCACAUGGCUCCUCUGUUGGCCGGCAGCGAUGGUCACUACGAAAUAAACACGACCAUAAACGAAAGCGGUGGUGACAUUUACACUAGCGUAUUGCAAGUAUCCAACCUCCGAGAGACGGAUUAUGGCGAUUACAGUUGUCGUGUAGCCAACACUUUGGGAAGCGUAAAGCCCACAAUUAAGCUGCAGCCUAAAGGGCCACCUGACCAUCCAGAAAACGUAACAGCUUUAGAUAUUGGCCACAACAAUGUCGUGUUACAGUGGAACAGUGGAUUCAACGGCGGUGUUCUCAGCACCAAACACUUUGUGAGCUACAAAAAGGUUUCCGUAGACGAAAACGAAUUCGACAGUGAUUGUUACUCAGUCAAGAGGUCCAAUCAGCCAGAAAGAUGGCAAGAGUUUGAUUGCCAAACCAAAAACCCCUGCAACGUGACUAGCUUGGAACAACAUCAAAGUUACUUAUUUAAGGUAAAAGCUUACAAUGCUAAAGGGCAUAGCGAAUAUUCGCAAGAGACCGUAGCUAUGACUAAAGUGGAUCGUAUACCAGCGCCUCAACGUGUAACAUUUGAUCCUGAAUCUCAUGCAUUAACUAUUAACAUCGGCGCAACUUGUUUACAACUGGUUGGUGUUGUUGAAGCAUCUAUGGGAGGUGCUCGUGAAGAUUGGCACUUGAUUGAAACUUUGCCUCUGGCAGUUAGUGGCAGCACAUCUACACAUCGUGAAGCUACCAUACUGUCUUUAGUUUCACGUCGCCAAAGCACUGGCGCUCGUUCAUUAGAUGAAGAUGAUCUAAACUUAAUUUCGGGUAGUGAAGAUGAAGAUCUAAUUGAUAAACCUGCAGAUGAUGUUCGCAUUAGAGUCCGUCUGUGUCUUCGGUCUAGUCAGACCACAUGUGGUGAUUACACAGAAGCUGAGAUUGGUGCAAAUUUUGUAAAAGAACAACAAGCGAUGGCUACUCCCACAUUAAUUGCUCUGGUCAUAUCAUGCGCUGUUUUCAUUCUAUUUGUAGCACUUUUGUUUAUUUUCUGUCGUUGCAAGCGCAAAACAGCCAAGAAAACUACAGGCAAAGAAUAUGAAAUGGAUUCUUCAACCGUUCACCCUAGUAUUAUACAUGGACCCCCACCCUACACUGAACCUGGCCUUGACAACAAAGCAUUACAGCAGUCUGUAGAUCUAGUUCACGAUGUUACUAAGAAUGGUGUGUAUGGAUCCCAAAACGACUACAACACUUAUCACACGGGCAACGGAUUGCGUCCGAAUGGUGAAUGGGUCAAUGUUGGAUACGUAGAAAACAGUUAUUCAAAUUCAAAUAAUGGUGGUUCGGUUAACUCUCAAGAUUCUCUAUGGCAAUUGAAAAUGGGUGGCAAUGGCAGCACUGGUGGUACUCACAUUUCUCGUGAUGAUCAUUUACAUAUGGCUGAGCGCAUGAACCACUAUGGAGGUUAUGAUCCAUUGACUCAUGGUGGCUAUGGAAAUAUGGAUGAUUAUGCACACUAUCCUCAACUCACAUCAGCUAGCCCCGAUUAUAGCACUCAUAGCCAUGCACCUUCAAGACAAGACUAUAUUCAUAGCGGUCAUUUACAACCAGCCGAUAAGACCCGUAGACGGGACCCUCAUCUUGAAUCACCAUAUGGUGACGUGAGUGGCUUGCCUGACCCUUACCUUGAGCAGCUUAUUGACAAUGAGGAGCACAUGAAACCUCAACCACAUCUGUCUAUGUCAUAUGACGAAAGUCUCGAGUCUGGGUAUUCUACACCAAAUUCACGGACGCGACGCAUAAUCAGAGAAAUUAUCGUCUAAAUGCCCUGCAUUGCCCUAUGUGUAUAGUGUUUUAAAUAUGACAUUUUUCUUGUACAUAAACAAAUGUCAUUGUGUUGUUAAGGUGUCAUCAGAUCUCAAAAUUUUGUUUGUGCUCAACAUCCAUCUUUAGACCAUAUUUUAAACUUUAGUUGUAUUCCGUUUUCAUUACACUGCCUUUGUGUUCUAUAAACAUGCAAUCUAUGUAUGUAAACAAUUUAUUUUUGAAAUCUUGACAAGCGUUGAGAUAUUUCAUUUAAUUGAUGAACGCGUAUGGCUUAACUUAAUUACAAAAUGCACUUAUUAUAAAGAUCAUCUGUAAAGUGAUCCAUUUGUUUGUGUUUUUUUUUUUUUUUUGACCAUUGUAUUGCUAGUUAUUUUGAUAACAUUGGAAAUGUAAAACAUUUUUACUACAAUAUUUCUUUUACAUAAUAUUUAUUAUUUGUAUUAUGUUUUGUUACACCAUAAGUUUGUGUAACCGUUAGAGUUUCUCAUUUACUGUUUCAAUAUUUCCAAUUAUACAUAAACUAUGUGUUAUGUUGUAUAACUAUUAUGACUCGUUCAAAUUUUAUUUUUUUUUUAAAUCUCUAAUUUUGAAAAAAUUGAAACGUUUGUAUGGUGAUAACAUAAUACGGCAUUAAACCUACUACAGUAUUAAUUUCAACGCACAUCGAUAAAAAGACACAUGUUCCUCAUACUUUUUCUUCAUUAUAAAAGAUCAAUUUUCUAUUUAUAUAUAUUUUUUUUUUAUGUUUUGUAUUUUGGUUGUUUACAGACCCAAGACUGUCCGGUAUUUUACUUAAUUUCUUGACCUCUCGUGUACACUCAUGAAAAGUUGUAAUAAACCCGUCACGGAUCAUAUGCUCCAUAGUGUAUGUAUUUUUGUAGUUUUGAGCCUAGUUCCUAUUUUCAACAAAGUUCAAAGUAAUGAAAGAUAAUUUAAUGGCACAUGAGCGUACAUUGAUAGGUCAAGAAGACGUUGAAUAUUAUUAUUAUCAGAACAAAUUAGGUAUGUGCCAUUAUAAAUUAAUGUGCUUAUAAACACCAUGUAAAUAUAUAUAUAUAUAUAUUUUUUUUUGUUCAUACUGUCAUUGUAUUUACUUAAGUAUAUUUAUUUUAAUAGAAGAGUUAAGUAAUUUUAAUGAUACAAUAUAUAAUACAUUUAUAAUGAAGUUAUAAUUUGACUGCUGCAAGAAUGAGUGUUUCUCAAAUUUGUUUUUUUUUUUAUU